UUCACGGGUUCCUUCUUCCCACUUCCCACUUGAUGUUUUUUACUCAGCCACACAUCCCCCAUGCCCAUUACCCACCCCAACGUACAAGCGAUGAUUCACUCACCCUAUCAAUCAAUGAGUUAGCUAGAAAGAAAUAGAAACAGAAACUUUAUCAAUCGUCUCCACCAUUUCCCUAACAGUUUACCAAGUGAUCAGUUGCGCCGCUGCUGCUUCUUAAUUUAGUCAUGUCUCCUUCUUCUUCUUCAACUAGUUGGAUUUUGGUCCAAAGGCUCUUUCUCCUAGCCUGCUUCUUCACUUCUAUGUGGCUAAUGGCCAUAGAUGGGGCUGCAACCGUGAAGGUUGGUAACAUCUCGAAAAUAGAAGAUGCCCAGAAUUACCAUAUAUACUAUGGGCAGACCUUCAAAGUCAUAAAGAAUGUCAUUGACGGCGAGAGCUAUCUUCUCAUCCAGAGUGACUCAAGGAUGGCUGGAAGGACAAGAUUUUGCACCUCAAGGAUCAGGUCAUUCGUCAUCCCCUUGUCCAACUUUUCAGCGGAUACUAACAGCUUUCCAGUUUCGUUUAUUGAGCUUCUGGGAUUACUAGGAAGCAUGAAAGGCAUGACAUCAAACUCGGUGGCUUCUGAAUGCGUAUUAAAAAUGUAUGAAGAAGGAGAAAUAAAUAUAAUCAACAAAACUGAGCUGACGCAAUUUGAAGCACACUUUGUUAGUGGUAAUGAUCAAACACAAGCUUGCAAUGUAGCAAACUUUGCUGCUGUUGGAGAGGAUUCGCCUCUACAGAGAGCAGAAUGGAUUAAGUUCGUGGGAGCUUUCACAAAUUUGGAAAAUAGAGCUAAUCAAGUCUACAAAGCAGUGAAAGACAAUUAUAUGUGCUUAACUAAAUUUGCAGAGGCCAAGGAAAAAGCAUUCAAACCAAUAGUGGCUUGGAUGGAGUAUUACAAUGGCAUAUGGUCUUUCACAAAGGAAACAUAUAAGUUAAAGUACGUGGAAGAUGCAGGAGGAGAGAAUGUGGAUGGCUCCAUAAACAAGAUAACCUAUAAUAUCUCCAAUCCAGAUGAUAUUGAAGAACUGCAUGCUAUCCUAUGUACCAUAGACAUAUUGAUUGAUGAAACAUACACUUCAGAUCCAGUUGGAUACACUCAGGCAACAUUCCUCCAAAAUAUAAAUAUUGAAGAUGAAUCUUGUUUUGGUUUUGUUACAAACCAAAGCUUAUGGAGAUAUGAUAAGAGAAUUCAAAAUCUAACUACUCUAGAAGAUUGGUUUGAUGGUGCGGUGUCUCAACCUCAGUUGGUUUUAGCUGAUCUUAUUGAGAUUUUGUUCCCAAGUGGAAACUACAACACCACAUACUUUAGAAAUAUUGCUAAGGGAGAAGGAGUUAUAAGCAUUGGCCCGAACAUGUGUGAUAGGAAUAUCUCCACAGCAAUGGACCCCAUAAUACCAGCUUGCAGAUGAUAUUUGAGGGGUUUCACUUCCCAUCUUGAUUAGAGGUUUCACCUGAUGAGUCGUUUGUAUUCACUUGCGAUUUUCUUUCUCAAAAUUAUUAAUGUCAAAAUUAUAUUUAAGUCCAAUAAAUAUAUAUUUUUUA
Messenger RNA from Theobroma umbraticum, 1581 nucleotides. RefSeq names its product plant/protein. The record is from RefSeq and is a predicted model, not a curated record. Lineage: Eukaryota; Viridiplantae; Streptophyta; Magnoliopsida; Malvales; Malvaceae.